Neodiprion virginianus is the source of this 1392-nucleotide messenger RNA. Its product is annotated as methionine aminopeptidase 1. Gene Ontology annotation, molecular function: metalloaminopeptidase activity. The record is from RefSeq and is a predicted model, not a curated record. The transcript is spliced from 6 exons. Lineage: Eukaryota; Metazoa; Arthropoda; Insecta; Hymenoptera; Diprionidae. Gene Ontology annotation, biological process: proteolysis. Bases 152 to 1285 code for a protein of 377 amino acids.
CAAGGCUAGGCUCGAAUUAGCUCGGCCUUAGCUCCAUUCCACUUCGUUUCACCGUGCGUACGAGCUGGUACUUUGGUAGGGAGGUUGGAGUAGAAUCGGUGCGAGUAGGGAAAUAGAAGAUUGCAGAAAUUACACCCUCGUGAGUACGAAAAUGGCGUUGGCUCUUGGAAUGUGCGAAACGCCGGGCUGCAAAGCAGUGGCGAGCCUGCAGUGUCCGACUUGUCUGAAGAUCGGAAUACAAGGAUCGUAUUUCUGCUCUCAGGACUGUUUCAAAGGCAGUUGGAAAACUCACAAGGUGAUUCAUCAGCUUGCUAAGGGUGAAAACGACAGUAAAUCAUCGGGCGAGUACAAUCCGUGGCCGUCGUAUCACUUCACUGGAAAAUUACGUCCGUACAGAAGAGAGUCACGUCGCGAAGUACCAGAGAGGAUUGGUCGUCCGGAUUACGCUACUCAUCCAACUGGUGUUCCGCUCAGCGAACAAGCGGUUAGAAGUUCGGCUCAAAUCAAAGUACUCGACGAUGAGGAAAUUGAAGGAAUGCGAGUCGCUUGCAAGCUGGGACGAGAAGUGCUGGACGAAGCUGCACGCGUCUGCGAUGUCGGUGUUACGACUGCGGAGAUAGACAGAAUCGUGCACGAGGCGUGCAUAGAAAGGGAUUGUUACCCUUCUCCCAUGAACUAUUACGAGUUUCCCGCAAGCUGUUGCACGUCUGUGAACGAAGUUAUCUGUCACGGUAUUCCAGAUAAGAGGCCACUGGAGGAUGGUGACAUUUGCAAUGUCGAUGUCACCGUUUAUCACAACGGAUUUCACGGCGAUUUGAACGAGACGUUCCUGGUCGGUAACGUCAAGCCGGAGAUAAAAAAAUUGGUCGAAGUCACUUACGAGUGCCUCAGCAAGGCGAUAGAUAUCGUUAAGCCGGGCGAAAAGUAUCGCGAGAUCGGUAAUGUGAUUCAAAAGCACGCUCAGUCUCAUGGACUCAGCGUUGUUCGUAGCUACUGCGGACAUGGAAUUCACCGUCUAUUUCAUACAGCUCCAAAUGUCCCUCAUUACGCCAAAAACAAAGCUGUUGGCGUGAUGAAACCUGGGCACUGUUUUACUAUCGAACCAAUGAUUUCGCAAGGCAGUUGGAGGGACGAAAUGUGGCCAGAUAAUUGGACCGUAGUUACGACCAAUGGAUUGUGGUCUGCGCAGUUUGAACAGACUUUGCUAGUGACAGACACGGGAUGCGAUAUACUUACAAAACGUUUGGAGAAAAAUGGACAACCUCACUUUAUGGACCACAUUUAGUAAACGCUGAGAAUAUAUUCAGGGAAACAAAAGACGAAAAAAAAAGAACAUAUAAUUUAGAGACGCAUUUAAAAAACAAACGCCGAGAGUCUGUUACAGUAGGAGAA